Columba livia (rock pigeon) is the source of this 2278-nucleotide messenger RNA. It is a transcript of the gene CCDC90B, whose product is annotated as coiled-coil domain containing 90B. The transcript has 11 exons. The record is from RefSeq and is a predicted model, not a curated record. Gene Ontology annotation, cellular component: mitochondrion. NCBI's taxonomy places the organism in Eukaryota, Metazoa, Chordata, Aves, Columbiformes, Columbidae. The coding region runs from base 484 to 1059 and encodes 191 amino acids.
CCCCGGGUCCUAGUGCCGCCCGCCCCGCGGAGAGGUGAGGGUGGCACGGCGCUGGGACGGGAGCGGCCGCGUCAGCGGGUUGUGGGGACUGGCAGGGGUGCUUGAGGCGGGGGGAGCAGGGAGAGUGAGCCCAGGGCUGCAGAAAGGCGCCUCAAAAUGGUGGCUCCGGUCGGCCUGUGACAACAGCGGUUUUGCUGCCACGCUCGUUAGGAACUCAUAUGAUGUCAGAAGAGUUGAAAUCACUCCCCUGGAGCAGAGGAAGGUAACUUUUGAUACCCAUGCUUUAGUGCGGGAUCUGGAAGCCCAUGACUUGUCAGCCCGUAGUUCCCUCCAGCUCUCCUGGAACAGUUUUUGAAAACUGACAGUUUAUUUGCCACUUUCCAGUCCUCAGCUAACAGAGGCUUUGGGAAGGAACAAGCGGAGACCAUCGUGUCGGUGUUGAUAACCCUGUCGAAUGUCAGCUUAGACACAGUCUACAAGGACAUGGUUACACAGGCUCAGCAGGAUUCUUGUCGAGACUCCGCCCAUUGUCCCGGGUCUCUCGGAGCACGAGCAAGAUGCUGCCGCCAAGAGCGCCCCUCCCCGGGAUGGGGACCCCGCUUGCCUGGUGCCACGGCUGAAAUAACGUUACAGCAGAUAAUGGCCCAUUUGGACUCCAUUCGAAAAGACAUGGUCAUCCUGGAGAAAAGUGAAUUUGCAAACUUGAGGGCAGAGAAUGAGAAAAUGAAAAUUGAAUUAGAUCAAGUUAAACAGCAGCUAAUGAACGAAACCGGUAAAAUCCGAGCGGACAGCAAGCUGGACAUAAACCUGGAGAGGAGCAGGGUGACAGAUAUGUUUACAGAUCAGGAGAGGAAACUGAUGGAAGCAACUACAGAGUUUCAUAAAAAAGAUUCAAGCACCAACAGCGUUAUCUCAGAAAUCAGUAAUAAAAUUGACACUGAAAUAGCUUCCUUAAAAACGCUCAUGGAGUCAAAUAAACUCGACACGAUACGUUAUUUGGCAGCCUCAGUAUUCACUUGCUUAGCAAUAGCACUGGGAUUUUACAGGUUCUGGAAGUAGAAGUGAAAUGACUGCAUCAAAUAUGGAUGGAGAAAAGACCACCCGGGCAACACGAGUUCGAGCACGUUCAUGCUGUAAAUAACCUUUUUGGUUUGAUGUUCUUACUGUGCACUAAAAGCGUUUUCUGAAUAUGUAACACUAAAAAUCAAAAUAAUUGGGGAGGGGGAGGCAAGUAGGCAAAUAGUAAUAUUUUAUUGUCCCCUAUCAAAUACUGUAUUUAUUUCAAAGGAUUUCUUAUGCUAAAUCACAAAGUGUUUCUUAAUGCGUUUUAGAAUUAAUUCGGUUUUCUUUUCGGAACAUUCCCAGUGGAACAUCCUCACUCUCAUCUCCUCUCAAAAUGGAAAUAUUAAACUUUUGAUAUGCCCUUGAAAUGAGGAUACUCUUCCCAAAUUAGUAUUCUCAAUAUGGGAAUACGAAUGCCAGAUUCCAACGGAUCUGCUCUGAUCCAAGUAAAUUUAUCUUAAAUGUAGGGUCUGGAUAUUUGCCUGCAGUGUUUUCUUCUCUUUUCUGAUGGGUUGAAGCCUGGCCCUUUGGGGGUUUUAUUUAUAUAUAAACACACACUCUGAGGCCUUUAGUAAAGAGUCCUUGUUUUUCUUGAAAACAGGUUUACAUAAGUAUAAAAUCUCAUGUAGAACUAAAAUGUCUCCAUAGAUUUAUUUUCUUUAGUAUCUCUUGUAAUUUCCAUAAAACCCCAGAGGUCAAUAGAAUGAGAGAACUUCUCCAUCUUGGUCUUUCCAAGGAAAAUUCCUCCACUCCGGGCAGCUCUGUACAAGUAGUGCAGAGUAUUUCCAAAACACCUCAGGUAUUUUGUGAGCAUAGCGUCUGGCUUGUAACAUGCAAAUACUCCGCAUCUGAAUGGUGCUGGUGUGGUGGUUUUCGUCCUCUCACAUCUGGUGGUGGCCCCUCUACCUCUGCAAGGACCUCACAACCCUUCUUGCAGAGAUGGGACAGAGCAGGUGGGUGACUUACAAAAUGAAGCAGUUACACCUUGUCGAGUACAAUUACAUAUGCUCGGUUUGAUUCUUUCAAUAAAAUAAUAAAAGUCCUUCCUGGAUUAAACUUUUAAGAAUAGGCCCUUUGUGAGUAUGUAGUAUGACUAGCGGCAUUUUUAUUGCAGUUUUGUUCUGUUUACGGUUAUUUGCUGGUAUCCUACCCAUUCUUUUAUUCUGUGCAAUAAAUUGUCAUCUUCAUUUAAGAUAAUAAAAUUGAGUUUCUUAUA